UCCCCGCGGGCUGUGGAGGGUGGCAAGGGCUCUUCUCCACCCUCCAACCUUGAUCCAUCUCGCUAGGAAGGAAACCAGCAAGAGGUGGGCGUCCCUCUCCCAGAGCUCCGGAUCCUGGCGUUCUCCUUUCUCGCUUGCCUCUCACUAGCCCCGGGUCUGGCUUAACCUCCCCCGGGGCAGCUCUGCUCUUCCUAAAACGUCUGGACCGUCAGGUGACGUGUGGGAGGAUGGAAAGGAGUCGCGGCUCGAGGAGCAGCCAGCGGCGCAGCGGCCGCGUAGCCUUUGUCUCGGGGCUGCCGGGCGGCGGGGCCCAGCACAGGCGUUACAGAGAGCACCCAGGUGUGAAGCUGUGGACACAGUCGGUUGUUUCAGAAAAGAUGCGGACGUAACUGAUGAAUUGCAAAUACUGGCUAGAGCUCCCAAAGAGAAACGUUUCUCUCCACGAUUCCGGGCACGAGAGAUCCAAGACACCCUGGAAGAAGAUGCAGCCGGCGGACAGAAGACGGCAGCCACCAAAGCGCUGAGGGGAGUCCCUCCCUGCGUUUCCGUCCUGGCUCCAAGUUUUCUUCAUGAUGUCCUGUAAUAGCACAUCCACUGAGACUUCGGAAUACGCGCUGCUGACCGGGAGCAACGUGUCGGACACCGGGGCGACCACUCCGCCCGCGCCCCUCAGGGUGUGUUUGGCGGUAGUCAUGCUGCUGAUGAUCGUCGUCGGGCUCCUUGGCAACGCUGUAGUCUGCGUCAUCGUGUACCAGAGGCCGGCUAUGCGCUCCGCCAUCAAUCUGCUGCUGGCCACGCUGGCCUUCUCCGACAUCAUGCUGUCCUUAUGCUGCAUGCCCUUCACCGCCGUCACGCUGAUCACGGUCCACUGGCACUUUGGGGAUUACUUUUGCCGGCUGUCAGCCACACUCUACUGGUUUUUUGUCCUGGAGGGCGUGGCCAUCCUGCUCAUCAUCAGCGUGGACCGCUUUCUCAUCAUCGUCCAACGCCAGGACAAGCUGAAUCCGCACAGGGCCAAGGUGAUCAUCGCCGUGUCCUGGGCGCUGUCCUUCUGCGUCUCGGCUCCAUCGCUGGCCGGCUGGACCAUGGUGGAGGUGCCUGCGCGGGCUCCGCAGUGCGUGCUGGGCUACACCGAGUUCCCAGCCAGCCGUGCCUACGUGGUGACGCUAGUGGUGGCCGUGUUCUUCGUGCCCUUCGGCGUCAUGCUGUGCUCCUACCUGUGCAUUCUGCACACUUUCCGGAAGAACGCCACCCGUGUCCACAACAAGUCCGACAGCCUGGAUCUCAGACAGCUCACCAGGGCCGGUCUGAGGCGGCUCCAGCGGCAGCAGCAGGUCAGCUUGGACUUGAGCUUCAAAACCAAGGCCUUCACCACCAUCCUCAUCCUCUUCGUGGGCUUCUCACUGUGCUGGCUGCCGCACUCGGUCUACAGCCUCCUGUCUGUGUUCAGCCGCAGGUUCUACUGCAGCCCCUCCUUCUACACCACCAGCUCCUGCGUCCUGUGGCUCAGCUACGUCAAGUCUGUCUUCAAUCCCAUCGUUUACUGCUGGAGGAUCAAAAAAUUCCGCGAGGCCUGCAUAGAGCUGCUGCCCCAGACCUUUCAAAUCCCCCCCAGAGUGCCUGAGCGGAUCCGAAGGAGAAUCCAGCCAAGCACCGUCUAUGCCUGCAACGAAAAUCAGUCCGCCGUCUAGAGAGAAGCAGGCGGAGUGGGGAGGCACAUGGGGACUGGACCGGGACCGAGCCCCGCUGUCCUUCUGCUCUGUUUCCUGGCAUCUGAGGCGUACUCGGCAUUUUGUGGCGGUCAUUUAAGCACAAGGGUACUCAUUUGUUACCAGAUGAGCUACUACUCCCAAGUUUGCAAGAUGAAUUAUUUUCGUUUCUCGCUGCAAGAGAACAGGGUGUGGGUCUGAUGGAACCUGGAAGGUAGUUAAGACGCUGGGAAAUGGGUGGAGGGGUGCAGAAGGUGGGCAGAAAGUGAGGGAAGAGGAGUGCAGCUGGGAGUGAGGUUGGCGGAGUGUGGGGCAGGAGGAAGGCUCUGUCUGAAGAGCUCCAUGUGCACCAGCUUAAGAGAGACCCCGUGGUGCCAUAUUCUGAUGUGAGAAACCCAAGCAGGUAUCCUUUCCUGGGGGGAGCAUUCACUUUAUGUGACGUCAGCAUUCCUCAGAGGCUAUUUGCCUUUGGGAUAGAUGGGGAAAUGUGCAAGAUUCUUUAUGUUGAUCACAUGUGCGUUUCUGACCAGACCAAACCAUCCUUUCUAGAAACCAAAACCAAACUGGGAAGCAGAGUGAGCCCCUGUGCUUCUCAGUUUCCGUUGUGACACGUUGGAGGCCUCAGUGGCUCAAAGUCCAGGGCUUGUCCAGGGGCAGCUCCACCGAGGUGAGAAGCCUACCCGAGUGCUUAUGCAUGUACCACACCCCUCCUACCUGCAUAACCCACCCUGUCCCUGUGCCACGAAGUCCUUCAUCCUCACUGUCUGCGGUGACAGUCCCUCUGCCCCUUCUUACUUCCCUCCACAGUCCCCAUUCCUCCAUCAAUAUCCAGUGCACAGAAAAACACAGUCUUUCUCUUGUAAUUCAUCUUUUCAGCAAGUGUUCACAGCGACUUGCUUUCAGUCUCACAAGUGGUCAGUGGGCUUUGUUUACACAUUUCCUCUCCACAGCCUGAGGCUGCAGCGUCUUUGAGCUGCCACAUCCACCUCGGCACUGGAACUGCAAACAGGGGACGUACUAGACACCCACCCAGCUGGCAGUUCCUCAUCGAUCUCUGUGCUCCUCCUACCUCAUUCAGAUGCUGUCCUCUGGGCCAUCUACCCACGACCUUGGUCCUUUAAGCCCAAGCAGAACUGGGAUCCCAGGACUGAAACUGCCUAGAGGGGACCUUGGCCACUAUACCCAGGGCCACCCAUUACACCAGGAGCUUCUGAUGUGGGGUCAACUCUCCUGAGUUCAAGGCACACCAUUGAGUCCAUGAAGCUCUCUUUACAGUUUCAGAUCUGAAAAGAGUGGGACAUUUAAAGAGAAAUUCAGAAAAUCUGAUUCCAAGUCUAAGUCUAUCAAGAACCAGUCAUGUGACCUUGUUCAUUGCACAUCACUUCUCUGGGCCUCAGUUUCCCCAUUUGCCAAGUGAGGAAGCAGGUCUAGAUGAUCUCCAAUGUCCUUUUCAUCUCUCAGACACUCCGAGUCUAAAAUGUGUAUGCUGUCUACUCAUGGUCACCAGAACCCCUGCAUUCAUUUAUUUAUCCACGCAAUGAGCCUUUAUCAAGUGCCUAUUAGAUGCAGGACACUGUGGGGGAGAAAGUGAUGGACAUGUGUAGACUGCGCUCAAAAGCAGUCAUCCGAUUUAUCUCAUGUAACUCAAAUUUGGCCCAAGAACACAGAUAAUCCCUUUUGUUUCUCUUCUCGUUUCCUUUCCAAGGUUGUAUUAAGAAGCCAGGUCUUCGUUCUCACACUUGCUUUCUGUGGUACUAGUGACAGAGGCAGGGAAAAAGGGAGUUAAGGAGAAGAAUAUAAUUUACAUUAUCUAAGCUCAGAGGAAGAUUUGUACAGAAAACAACUGACACCUUUUCUCACUAGCUCCACCCUCCUUUUAUACCCAGAUGGACAAAGAAAGAAGAUGGCAUUUGGUAUGUGGUUGACGUGGGACCCGUCAAUUCUGUGUCCCGAGUGCCCCUAGCGAUGUCAGGGUUUGUCUUCAGCUCCGACAAGGCAGACUUGCACAGACUCAGUGGUGUCCAAGAGCACAGCCAGACCACUGAGGGGACCAGCCAGUGGGCCUUUCUUCCAGUGGCCAUUUCAAAGACUGUUCCCCCAGACCCUUGAGUAAAAGAGAAAUCACAAAACUGAAUGAAUGAAGGUACCAAAAUUUGUAUCAAUCAGUGUUACAUGAUGUAUGUUGGACAGUAAUAUAUGUUUCAAAGUAAUACUUUUGUAUAUAUUUUAAAUAAAGUAUUAUUGUUCUUUCAGUGUAUAAGAUGAUGUUCUUACCCAAAUUGGCACCAAGACCAUGAAGAGUAAGCAAAAAAUCGGGUAUCUGGUACCUCCUAAGACACAACAACGUCAGGUAACCUAAAACCUGUAAGUUACUAACCAAGUUGGGAUGACUAAAGAAAGACAUUAAUGAUGACAACUGAGAGGCUGUUUGAGCAAUGGGGUCACUACUGGGGGUGUGGGGGGGUG
Hipposideros armiger (great roundleaf bat) is the source of this 4175-nucleotide messenger RNA. It is a transcript of the gene GPR45, whose product is annotated as G protein-coupled receptor 45. The transcript has 3 exons. The record is from RefSeq and is a predicted model, not a curated record. NCBI's taxonomy places the organism in Eukaryota, Metazoa, Chordata, Mammalia, Chiroptera, Hipposideridae. Gene Ontology annotation, cellular component: membrane. Bases 570 to 1691 code for a protein of 373 amino acids. Gene Ontology annotation, molecular function: G protein-coupled receptor activity. Gene Ontology annotation, biological process: G protein-coupled receptor signaling pathway.